UGUCAAAAAUUUACCUGCAAAAGUGCGAAGCAGAUGGCCAGCAAAGGUAAAAGUGAAAACAUUUGCAAAAUAACCGAAAAGUUCGUUUAGAAAUGGUACACGGAAACCUGCUACAGCUAUCCCGUCUAGUCAAAGUUCACAAACCACAAGUGUGCUCCCUGGCGACAGCUUUCGUACGCCGAUUUUCCUUCAAUCAGAAUGGUCAACAUCUGUGGUUCCGUCAACAGGAACAAGUCAGCGAUGCCGGUUGUAAAUCCGCACGUUUUCUACAUUUGUCCGCCUUAGUGGCAUCCCAAAGCAAUAGUGAUUCAAAAGCUAGCGUGCAAGCAGCGGCACCGCAGAUAUUGUCAAAACUGUUCCCUCAAACCGCAGUUGAGGAUGCCGCAGCUGAACGUGUACAGGAGCAAACGCGAAAGGAAGAAGAGGAAGCUAAAAAAGAGAAAGAGUCAUCCUGGAAACGAAUGAAGCUGGGCCUCGUUAUUUUCGGCGUAUCGGUGACGGCUUUUUCCGUUUACACAGUUUUUAUUUUUGGAGCUCCUGAUAGAGAUCCGGAAGGAAAUGAUAUUGAGGACGAGUUCAGCCAACUGCCAACCAUUCAACAAUACUUCAAACGACUCUGGAAAUCAAUGACAUACUACCAGAAGAUGAUCCAAGAACCAUCUCGUGAAAAAUUACUUCCGGAUCCGCUCAAAUACCCUUACAUUCAGCCACCCUAUACUCUGGUAUUGGAAAUGAAAGACGUUCUCGUCCAUCCGGAUUGGACCUAUCAGACUGGUUGGCGUUUCAAAAAGCGUCCGGGAAUCGAUCAGUUUCUCGAACAACUGGCAAGACAUUUUGAAAUAGUCAUUUUCACUGCUGACCAGGGUAUGACUGUUUUUCCCAUAUUGGACGCGCUCGAUCCGCACGGUUAUAUCAUGUAUCGGUUGGUCCGCGAUGCGACACACUUCGUCGACGGACAUCACGUUAAAAACCUAGACAACCUGAACCGCGAUCUGAAUAGAGUGGUCGUCGUCGAUUGGGAUCCAAACUCGACCAAACUACAUCCUGAAAAUACGUUCAACAUUCCGCGUUGGAGUGGAAAUGAUGACGAUACGACAUUGUUCGAUUUAUUGUCAUUCCUGUUGACGAUUGCAACCAGCGAAGUCGAUGACGUGCGGGAAGUGAUGAACUACUACAAGCAAUUCCCGAAUCCGCUGAUGCAAUUUCGCGAAAACCAGAGGCGACUAGCCGAGCAGUUGGCGGAAAAAGAGCAGGAGGACAAACAGCGAGGAAAACCAGCGGUGCAAAAGUGGAGACCAAGCUUUCUGGGCGGAGGACGCUAGGUCAUGCGUACUGGUGUAGAUUUUAGGUUCUUGUACAUUUUCAGUAUAACAUUAUAAAAUCCGUGACCAUUUGAAAGUGAUCAUCCGUUAUUGGUAAUGUAAUGACUUUGACAUUUAGCAUUCUAGCGUCAUUUGGCUAGCUGAUCAUUGAUCACACGUUAACCAAAUUAAACCGAUUCAAAUGGA
Molecule: messenger RNA, 1508 nt
Organism: Malaya genurostris
Lineage: Eukaryota; Metazoa; Arthropoda; Insecta; Diptera; Culicidae
Product: mitochondrial import inner membrane translocase subunit TIM50-C-like
Exons: 3
Coding region: 93-1322 (409 amino acids)
Molecular function (GO): phosphoprotein phosphatase activity
Source: RefSeq, a predicted model, not a curated record